Molecule: messenger RNA, 6375 nt
Organism: Agrilus planipennis (emerald ash borer)
Lineage: Eukaryota; Metazoa; Arthropoda; Insecta; Coleoptera; Buprestidae
Gene: Pkcdelta
Product: putative protein kinase C delta type homolog
Exons: 8
Coding region: 340-4239 (1299 amino acids)
Biological process (GO): intracellular signal transduction; peptidyl-serine phosphorylation
Molecular function (GO): ATP binding; diacylglycerol-dependent serine/threonine kinase activity
Source: RefSeq, a predicted model, not a curated record
CGUUUCUAAAGCUGCCAGUUUACGUACAGGUCUCAAACUAGUAACGCGCGUAACGUGAUUUGUGCAUAUGCCGUAUAAACAGAAACAUACGAAAUCCAAUUUUUUUACACGGUGAAUACUUCGUCAAACGAAUAAUAAGUGCCUCAAGGAUACUGGCUUGCAGGCCAAAAACUUGACAAAUAGCGAGGGGUAGUGGUACAUACUUAAAUUAUCUUUAUGUAAUGUGCCUCAAAAAGUAGAUAACUGAUUUAUUCUUUACGCUUUGCACUGCUUUUAUACACAAUAGACAGACAGAAAGACACAAACAAUUGAAGCUUCCGCUUAAAGUAAAUCUAAAGCAUGCCGCUCGGUUAUUACCCGGGCGUCCAGCCCUCCUACAAUUCGGGGGUCAACUAUUUAUCAGGGCCGUACGCUAACCAUUCCUCGUUGAUCGCCUCGAAUUUUCGUCCGCCUUCGUUAUCAAAACCUCUACCCAGACUGCGCGGCUUCAGCCCGCACCUAGCGACAAUCAGCGAAACGCAAAUGAUGGCGAGACCUUUAAGUCGAAUCAGCUCCCCGAAGCUAGUGCUGCACUCAUCACCGAAAUACAAAAUGUCAAGGCCCAUCCAAAUAAAUACUGCUGACAUUGAUGUGUCAGUCAACAAGUACAGGAAGUUCGAUAGAGUCAAUCGUACGAAGCCGACUACAGGAACCGCUGCAACUAUUACUACUACUACUACUACUGCUAAUACUGCAGCUACCAGUGACGUGAAACCGACUCCCCAGACCAUCAGUUCCGUAAAAAGUUCCAAUAUUAGCGAGAAAGAAGAGGAUUUUGCGAAAAGGACGCCGAUAAAAAGAAAUAGGACAGUGGUCCGGUUACACACCAUCCACGACGACGAGAAAGUUAAAGAGGACAGUGGAGGGGAUGAAAGAAGUUGGAGGGACAAUUUCGAGCCGAACGAGUUGAAAUCAGAAGAGAAGAGGACCAAGAAGAGUGCAGUUGAGAAACUAUUGGAAAAGCAUCUCAUUAAAGAAUCUGACAACAGUAAAUCGUCUUCAGCUUCGAAAGCCCAAAAAGAAGAAGAAGAAGAUAGUGAAAGAAGUGCCGAAACAAGUGAAGAGUCUGAAUUUGUUCCAAAAACAUUCAAUGAGAUUUGCAAAAGCAUUUCAUCCGAUACAAUAGAUGAAGACUUAAAUCCUGGACAACCGCCUGAAAUAAAAAGGAAACAAAGUAGACAAAUUUCAGUUGAAGAUACAUUGAAGAAGAUCAAACGUUAUUCCAACGAAGUAUCUCAAGAGAACCUAGCCGCAUUAGACGCACUCUUGGCCGCAGAAAAUUUGAGUGACUCGUCCACAUUUGCAGUACCAUCACAAGCGUCUUUUGAACGAACACUUAGUGUUGAAGAAAAACUAGCAACAAUCGAAGAACCUUCAUCAACAGAUUCAUCUGCAUCGCAGUCACUAGUAACAGCCCAAACCCAAUUGACUGCGUUAGAAGAAAAACCACAAACAGGCGCACCAUUGUCAGAUAAAUCAAGUUCAGACAGUAAAUCCGAGAAAAGUUCAUUGGAACAAGACAAAUCAUUCACAGAGGAGAAAUCUUCAACGGAUAGCAAGUCGUCCAAGGUAAAGAAGAAACGAAAAAUCGUACGAAAGAAAACCAACGAAACAUUAGUGGACGAAAAUUCCAACGAAAUAAUUAUUAAUAAGAGACUUAAUGGUGGUGUAGUACGCAGUUCGUCAGUGGACAGUACACUAAGCGACGUUUCGACCUUGGUUGACGCCGAAAAUUUCCAAGACGAUAUAAGGGAUAUAACACUGGUUGAAAUCGAAGAGAAGAAAAUAAACCUAAAGCCAAUAAUAACCGGUUCAGCGCAUAUAGAAGAAACUAAACCAAACCUGAAGAUGGUCGUAAAUAACGUAGAAGUUGAGCAAAAGCAUCUCCCAAGAAAACCGAAUCAAAAAAAAUUGAGAAUAAACUUCACAGUGUCCGAAAUUGAAAAUAAACGAAAAAGCGUAAAAAGCACCAGUCCAAAUGAUGUGCCGAAAACACCGACGGAAGAUACUAAACAAGUAGCCGAAAAGAAAGAUAAGAAUAUUAAUAAGAGUAGAUUAACUGAAAGUAAAACUGGAAUCUUCCAGAUGCCGAAAGCCAAAGAACCUGUAGUGUCUAAUAUACUACGUAAACAACACAGUUCGCACAUGGUUAAUAUGUUGGAAGGUAUCCAAGAGAACGUUCAAAGUAAAUUAGACGAGAAGAAACAGAAAAUUGUUAAGAAAUCGGCAGCAAAAUCAGCUGCCGAAACUGUAAUUAACGACGAAACAACAAAGAAAGAUAAACCAGCAAGCAUAAGAUUAUCGAAAUCCGAAGGUUCUAUCCAAAAGAAGCAGGCAAACAAUAAAGACGAAAAUGAAAACGAAAUUAACUUUUGGGAUCAACUAGGAACUAGGGAAAGUGUUUAUUACCAAAAUAGAAAGCAGUAUAUUCUUGAAGAUCUAGCUCAGAAACGGGAACCGUUUAAAGCUGCGCCACAAGACACCAGAGCAGAAGAAGCACAACCGGAAGAUGAAAACACAGAAGGGGACUCACAAAGUUCAGAAAAUCAAUCUCCGUUAAACAGAAGAUUAAUAUCUAAACGCUCCCUGGUCAAUAAAGCUAACGCUGAAGACCCAGAUCUUGAAGUUUUUGUAGUUCCGGAACCCCCACCGAAAGAACCGACACCGGAACCGGAAGAAGAACGAUUUAUUCCUUUACAAUCGAAUCGAUUAUCGAAAUGGAUGCAUCCAUGGAAAAAACCUGACCAGCUUGAAGUCUGUACCCUCGAAAUAUACGCUACUCCUAAAGAUAUCAGAAAAAGGCACAUUCCAAAACCUAGAGUUCCUAAAAAUGCACUCCCGCCGCCCCCUCCCCAACCGGAAAACGACUCAAGUGACACUGAAAGUGAAAGUGAUGAUAGUGACGGAUCCGAGGGUGAAAAUCAGCAUUCAGCAGGACAAGUUGGAGCCAGUACGUCUUCCAAUGAUUCUGGAUUCGACUCAUCAGCUCCUGGAAGUCCCAGCAAUCGCAGACAUAAUAAGGGUUCCACAGACAACAGAGAUUCUCCCACCGGAAAUGCCGCUAAUAAUCCAGCCUUUGCGCUCGAUGUGGCAGAUUCCAUUCCAGAAGAAUAUUACAAUUCGACCACGUACGAUAGUUAUCAGAAAAGUGGUCGAAUUACGCCUCCUGCGACCACCAUACCAAGAUUUAGAAAAUAUACCAUAGACGAUUUUCAUUUCUUAAGUGUCCUUGGAAAGGGCAGUUUUGGAAAAGUUCUUUUAGCAGAACUGAAAGGGACUGAGUACUACUACGCUGUGAAGUGCUUGAAGAAGGAUGUCGUCUUAGAAGAUGACGAUGUUGAGUGUACAUUGAUUGAAAGGAAAGUUUUAGCUUUAGGAACUAAACAUCCAUACCUGUGUCACUUACUGUGCACCUUCCAGACUGAGUCUCAUCUAUUUUUCGUUAUGGAGUAUCUCAAUGGUGGCGAUCUCAUGUUCCACAUUCAACAGUCUGGAAGAUUUCCUGAACCAAGAGCUCGAUUCUAUGCAGCUGAAAUUAUUUCUGGAUUAAAGUUUUUGCACAGUAAAGGCAUAGUAUACAGAGACCUUAAACUCGACAAUAUCCUUCUCGAUUUCGACGGCCAUGUGAGAAUAGCCGACUUUGGUAUGUGUAAAUUACAAAUUUUCCUCGACAGAAUGGCCGAUACGUUUUGCGGAACUCCAGACUACAUGGCACCAGAAAUUAUAAAAGGACAGCACUACAACCAGAGCGUAGAUUGGUGGUCAUUUGGCGUUUUACUCUAUGAAAUGUUAAUUGGUCAAUCGCCGUUUAGUGGUUGUGAUGAAGAUGAGCUUUUCUGGUCCAUUUGUAACGAGAAGCCGGUGCUGCCAAGAUUCUUGACACAAGAAGCUAAUUCUAUACUAACUCUGUUAUUAGAAAAAGAUGGUAGCAAAAGAUUAGGGAAUAAAGAUUGUCCAGCGGGAGACAUUAGGGAUCAGCCGUUCUUCCGUCAAAUCGCCUGGGACAGAUUAGAAGUUAGGCAACUGGAACCUCCUUUUAAGCCAGCUCUGCAACACCCUCUCGAUACUCAAUACUUCGACAAGACAUUUACCAUAGAAAAGGCCAAGUUGACUCCUAUCGAUAAGAAUAUACUCCAAUCUAUGGAUCAAACACAAUUUCAGGGCUUCAGUUAUACAAAUCCUAACGCUACUGAUAAAUAAAAAUAAAUGUAACGUCAAUGUUAUUAUUAUUAUAAAACAAUUAUUCUUGGUCAAAGUAUUGCGACCAGAAUGGAAAAAAUUCAUGUUUGUAUCGUAAUUUUCCUUCAUCGUCUUGAGAAGGUUCAAGGCAGAGAGAAGGAGAAACGAAAAAAUAUUUAAAUUUAACUUUUGCAAGGGGCGUAGAUGGUGGGAGGGAGAUAGAAUAUCUUCUCUUUAAAAAUAUAAAUAAUAAAUGAUAUGGAAAACAAUUUUCGUAGAAAAUGAAAGGAGGUGGACUGAAGAGAUCCGUUUUUGGUCCAGUUUGAGCUAUAAAUAAUUAUUCUAAAAAUAGAUUGACCACUCUUUAUAAUACCUAUAAUUUUGCUAAACAUAUUUUACCAAAAUUUUUUACCACCUUAGUUUCUCAUCAUGUUAAUCCUUAAUAACUAGAUAUUACUUUAAAUACAAAUAAAGUGAAAAUGGGCCCUGUUCAAAAUCUCACAAAAUGGGAAUAAAUCGUAAAAAAUACUGUUGAGCAUUUUCAACAUUUUACUUGUCAUCAUCACCACAAGAUCGCCCACCAUUUAUUUCUACUCCUACUUGGCAUUUCCAGAAAAUUAGAGCAUCCAUUAUCUCCAACUAUUUACGAAUGGAGGCCUUUCUCUCUAUUGCUCUUUAAUUCUGUUUUUGCUUCUAAUAUGUCUCUAAUUAUCUCUUCUUAUCUCACAAAGUGUCCUACAAUUCUGUCUGUCCUUUUUCUUAUUGGCUGCCCCCUGUUGUCCUACUUUUUCCAUUGUCUCAUUUCUAACCAUUUCUAUUUACGGUAUUUUCAUCAUCCUCCUGUAACACCAUAUCUUCCACUUGCAUUGUCCAUUUACAUAUAAAAAGUAAGGAAUUGCAUAUCUUGAGGACAGGGUGACAUGGCCUAGAAGUAUAGACUUAGCAUAUCGGUUCGAUUCUGGGUUCGCCUGCUUCGUCCAGGUUUUUCUGUGGUUUUCUUGGAUCACACAGACAAAUGCUAGUGCAGUAAUAAUAUUCCUCCUUCACAUUUCGUUCAUCUUAUCUUUCUCAUUCCAACCACCAUUCACUCAUUGCCAAGAUUUCUAAAAACCAACUGAUGAGGUCUUUCCGCAGCUACUCUCCGGAGUAGUCCGGAAUUAAAGACACAAAAAAGUUUAUAGUUUCUUUUUUUUUAUCUUGAGGUAGUAUAAAAAGUGGUCAGUUCAACUUUAGUAUAUGGGGUAGUUGCGUGCUCAAAAUUGGUCAAAAAUGACCCUCAUUCACUCUCGUUUCUUUCUGUUUCAUGUUUAUUUAAUAGCAAUCUCUUUAAAAUAACACUCUUAAAAUUCUUAAAAAACAAAUUGUGUGAAGACUUUAUUUUUGGUAAAUGUCCACCCUCCCUUAAAAAACCUUUUCAUGCCCCGUCCGAAGGGAUCGUCGACAUUAUGACGAUACAUUUUACAAUCUAAAAGAUAUUAAAUAUUUGAAACUAAAUUUUCAAUCUUUGGCAGUAGUAAUAUUUUGUUUUAUUUUUCGAUUAUUGAUAAUAAUAUUAUUAGCUUUUUCUUGUUUUGUAUGAACAUAUAAUUAUUGUAAUAUGAGAUUCAUAGUUAUGUUUGUAAAAAAUUAUUAUCAACUUUGAGUCGGCAAGUUCAAAAACUAGUCAAUGAUUUAGUUGCUGCAUAUUCUGCUAAAUAAUAAUUAUUGUUAUUACAUAUCUUUUAGUGAGUUAUUAUUAUUAAAAAAUUCGGUAUAUUCGACGUGUAAUAACAUCCCAUAAAUUUAAACUCAAAUUAAAAUUGUAAAAAAUUGGGCAUAUUAUAAUUUGAAUAGGACUUAUAUAAAUGUGGUACUUACCUUAAAAAACAUUUUCCCAUUUAAAAGUAAAAGCAAUAUGAUGAAAAUGGGAUAUUAGGUUAUAGAAACGUAUUUGUAUAGUUCUCUGCUAGAUAAAAUAAAGUAGACAAAUAAUACAAAAUAUAUUUGUUAUUGCAUAAAUAUAAUAUUUUGUUAUAUAGGUAAAGUGUGCUAGGGAUGGUUAAAAGAUUUAUGUAAGUAUAUUAAUUGAUUAACCUUAAGUGUAAUUAAUAAUAAUUUUGAUCCUCAGUAAUAAUUAGUUGGAAGAUUGUGAUAAAAUAAUAAAUGGAUUAUAAUGUG